CAAGUUAUUUUUCCCUGGAUAUAAUCCUACACUAGAAAAAUAUGGCUGAUAACGCAGAACCACUGACUCUAUCGAGAGAUGUCAAAAGAUCGAUAGAGCUCUUGGAAAAACUGCAGGCUAGUGGAGAUUUCCCCACAACAAAACUGGCUGCCCUGCAGAAGGUGCUAAACUCCGAGUUCAUGACGUCAGUGCGGGAGGUGUACGAACAUGUCUACGAGACCGUUGAUAUUCAAGGAUCCCAUGACGUCAGGGCCUCUGCCACCGCCAAGGCGACCGUGGCUGCCUUUGCCGCCAGCGAGGGACACGCACAUCCCCGAGUCGUCGAACUGCCCAAAACGGAGGAGGGUAAGCCACGCCCUUGUGAUCGUAGAAACUCUAAGGGGAUCCUUUGGCAAUACUAUAAAGUUUUAACGAGUAUUAUGAAGGUAUAUCCAAAGGAUACUUAUGUACGCACUUACUAUAGAACCUAAUCUUAAUUACCGAAAUAUGAUUUCUUCCCUUCAGGCUUAGGUUUUAAUGUGAUGGGAGGCAAGGAGCAAAACUCGCCCAUCUAUAUUUCCCGUAUAAUACCUGGAGGAGUUGCCGACAGGCAUGGUGGACUAAAACGAGGUGAUCAACUGCUGUCUGUCAACGGUGUGUCGGUUGAAGGAGAAAAUCACGAAAAGGCCGUUGAGCUUCUCAAGCAAGCUGUUGGAUCUGUAAAGUUGGUAGUACGCUAUACACCAAAGGUUCUUGAAGAAAUGGAAAUGCGUUUCGAUAAACAACGCAACACACGUCGCCGCCAAUAAAAAGCACAUAGGCCAAAAACUUAAGCCAUAGUAGUUUUUGCCACCAGACCAUACUGUUAUUCACGUGUGCGUAAAACAAAGCCCCUACGAAUAAUAUACUUUAAUACAAAUACCAUUUAAUUAUUAUUUAUUACAAGAACUCCGAAAAUAACUCUUAAAUCGUAAAAAGUGAAUGUUAUGUAUUUAUACCUAAAAUACCGUGUUGGUUUCUGUUCCAAUAAAAGUAAAUGAAAAUAAUUCUCAAGCUAA
Messenger RNA from Drosophila takahashii, 1037 nucleotides. The record is from RefSeq and is a predicted model, not a curated record. NCBI's taxonomy places the organism in Eukaryota, Metazoa, Arthropoda, Insecta, Diptera, Drosophilidae.